UAUUUUUUAUGAUAUCUUCAUUCUUCAACGCCUUAUUGAGACAGAGGAGAAACCCAAGUGUCGAAAGGCGCAAAGCUUCAUCGCCACUCCACAAUGGCACUUCUCCGCGUGGCUCUCGCUCGAUGCCACCUGCCUGCUUCUUCUUGCUUGCUCCCUCGCUUCACCCGUUGCCAGAUGGGUACCGUAACACAACAACCCGCUGUUUCAGUCAAUCGCCUGAGGGAGUCCGGGCUACUGAAGACGCAAGGUCUCAUCGGAGGGAAGUGGGUCGACGCUUACGAUGGAAAGACUAUCAAGGUGGAAAACCCUGCUACUGGUGAACUUAUUGCAAAUGUUCCAUUCAUGGGCAAAAAGGAAGCUGGAGAUGCAAUCUCGUCAGCUUACAGUACUUUCAAUUCUUGGAGCAAACUCAGCGCAAGUGAAAGGAGCAAGUGUCUUAGAAAAUGGUAUGAUCUAUUACUUGCCCACAAGGAUGACCUUGCGUUGCUUAUAACAUUGGAGCAAGGAAAGCCUCUGAAGGAGGCACUGGGUGAGGUUGCAUAUGGAGCCAGCUUCAUUGAGUUUUUUGCUGAAGAGGCAAAACGAACAUAUGGUGAUGUCAUCCCACCUACACAAAAUGAUCGCCGAUUACUUGUAUUAAAACAGCCUGUUGGGGUGGUUGGAGCAAUUACUCCUUGGAACUUUCCGCUGGCCAUGAUUGCACGGAAGGCUGGGCCUGCCUUGGCUUCUGGUUGCACAAUAGUUGUUAAACCAUCAGAGUAUACUCCUUUGACCGCAUUGGCUGCAGCUGAACUUGCGCUUCAAGCUGGAAUACCACCUGGUGCACUAAAUGUGGUUCUGGGAAAUUCUUCUGAAAUUGGCGAUGCUCUAUUGGAAAGCACGCAGGUGAGGAAGCUCACGUUCACUGGUUCAACAGCUGUUGGGAAGAAGCUAAUGGCAGGCUCAGCGAAUACUGUUAAAAAGGUGUCAUUGGAGCUUGGCGGGAAUGCCCCUUGCAUUGUUUUUGAUGACGCAGAAAUAGAUGUGGCAGUAAAAGGAAGUCUUGCAGCAAAGUUCCGCAACAGUGGACAAACAUGUGUUUGUGCAAACAGGAUUUUGGUCCAAGAAGGCAUCUAUGAAAAAUUUGCAAAUGCUUUCUCAGAGGCUGUUAAGAACAUGCAGGUUGGCAAUGGGCUUGAUGAAGGUGUCGCUCAGGGACCAUUGAUCAAUGAAGCUGCUGUUGAGAAGGUUGAGAGAUUAGUCAAAGAUGCUACCUCCAAGGGAGCUAACAUUGUUCUUGGUGGGAAGAGACACAGUCUCGGCAUGACAUUCUACGAACCUACCGUUAUUGGGAAUGCAAAUAAUGAAAUGCUCGUAUGUAGGGAGGAAGUAUUUGGUCCAGUUGCUCCUCUUUUGCGCUUUAAAACUGAAGACGAGGCUAUUCGCAUAGCAAAUGACACAAAUGCUGGUCUGGCUGCUUACAUAUUUACUCAAUGCAUACCUCGUUCAUGGCGUGUAUCAGAAGCACUUGAAUAUGGGCUUGUUGGAGUUAAUGAAGGCUUAAUAUCUACUGAGGUUGCACCAUUUGGAGGUGUCAAGCAGUCUGGCCUUGGACGAGAAGGCUCCAAAUAUGGCAUGGAUGAAUAUAUGGAGCUCAAAUAUGUGUGCUUUGGAAACAUUUAGGAGCUUUGAAAUAAGACUAAUCUCGUUGAUGGUAACUAUCAGUCUGAAGGAUCAAAUUAUGGAGAGAUUUGUCUUUUAUGGAGCUGAGCAUAAGGUUUUUACUUCAGUGCAACCCCAAUCCAUUUUUUCCCAUAUUUUCUCCAUCCUUUCCUUUUUAUGUUAAAAACAUUUCUGUGCUUAUAUAUAUAUAUAUAUUAGAGCCUGUAAUUGUAUGAAUAAGAAAUAGUGAAAUGGAGGAUCUAUUUGGGUA
Dendrobium catenatum is the source of this 1912-nucleotide messenger RNA. Its product is annotated as succinate-semialdehyde dehydrogenase, mitochondrial. The record is from RefSeq and is a predicted model, not a curated record. Gene Ontology annotation, molecular function: succinate-semialdehyde dehydrogenase (NAD+) activity. The coding region runs from base 94 to 1662 and encodes 522 amino acids. Gene Ontology annotation, biological process: GABA catabolic process. The transcript is spliced from 21 exons. NCBI's taxonomy places the organism in Eukaryota, Viridiplantae, Streptophyta, Magnoliopsida, Asparagales, Orchidaceae.